AUGGCUCUUCUCGGAUGGAUUGGAGAGUAUGGCUUCCAACUAUUUGUUUCAGAAGGCAGUCCAUCAGUAUUUUUGGCUGAAAAUCGCUGUGGACGUUUUGAAUCCUCAUUCGGGCCUGUACGAGUUGAGAAGUCUAACUCAAUCUGGCUACAAAGCAUGGAAGGGGCAGUGCUGGGUUUGUGGAAUUCACAUGGCGAAGGAAGAUUCACUUAUCGCUCCCCAGUCGUGCUAGAUUCGCUGCGCAACUCUGGUCAGAUCGCUGUUCGUUACGUUAAUAGCGAUGGCCAACCUACCAUGCAAUAUCCAUGGAAUCCAAAUGGUUCCGAAGACGCGGUAGCUGCGAUUUCCAGUGAAGAUGGACGUCAUCUGGCUAUGAUGCCUCAUUCGGACAGAUCAUUCCUCUCAUGGCAAUGGCCGGACUAUCCCAGGGAUUGGAACGCCGAGAAUAGCGCAGCUCCAUGGUUGAAAAUGUUCCAGAAUGCAUAUUCAUGGAUUCAAGAAAAUUAA
This is a messenger RNA of Strongylus vulgaris, 507 nucleotides long. The record is from the annotation of a GenBank genome assembly. NCBI's taxonomy places the organism in Eukaryota, Metazoa, Nematoda, Chromadorea, Rhabditida, Strongylidae.